AAUGAACAAUUUUGUUAUAUUCUUGGGUUUACUUUCCAUAUCUUUUGCACUUUAAGUUUUAGUUGAUGAAGGAGAUAAAGUCGAUUAGAAUGAACUAAAUCGAUUAUUUAAAAUAAAUUACGAUGGAUUAGUGUAAGAUUCUACAUAAGUAUUCUUAGUUAUUCAGGCUAUCUUAAAGCAAAUACUGAAGGAACAGCUUAAUUUCAUUAUAUGUUUUACCCAGCACCAGUUGAUGCCUUAAAGAAGCCUGUUAUUCUUUGGUUGAAUGGUGGUCCUGGAUGCUCUUCAUUAUAAGGUGCAUUUAAUGAGAAUGGUCCAUUUGUAUUUAAAGCAGGAACAGCUGAAUUUGAAAUGAACUAGUAUUCUUGGACAAAUUUUGUAACAAAUCAAUAUCUUAUAUUUAAGGCCAAUAUGCUCUAUAUUGAAUCUCCAAUUACCGUAGGAUUUUCAUAUGGUCCAUAAGGUGAAUAAUCAGACGAAUCUACAGCAAAAUACAACAUCAAUGCGUUGGUUGACUUUUUUAGCAGGUUUACAGAAUAUAAAAAAUUGCCAUUCUUCAUUUCAGGUGAAUCAUAUGCUGGAAUCUACAUCCCAACUUUGGCCAAUGAAAUUAUUGAUUAUAAUGCUCUAUAGGCUGCUGAUAAUCGCAUUAAUUUAUAAGGUUUGGCAAUAGGAAAUGGUUGUACUGAUCCUACUGAAUGUACAGAUGAAGCUGAUCCAUUCCAAAUUCAUGUUUAUAAAUUUUAUGGUCGUCACAAUUUUAUUAGUGAAGAAUUAUAUGAAAAAAUAUUGGCAGUCUAAAAUGAAUGUUAUGGAAUCAAAGAUGGAAAAUGUAAAGAAUUAGCUGAUAGAGUUGAAGUUGAAGUUAGUGGAAAAAAGGAAGAUAAUAUUAAAUUCAAUCCUUAUAAUAUUUAUGGCUAUUGUUUUACUUACACUCCAGAAGGUAGUAAGAUGAGUUAAAAAUUUGGUGGUAUGAGAUCACUAAAUGAGGAAUCUGAUGUUCCUCCUUGUGCUGAUGUACAAGGAUUAUAUCAUCAUUUAAGAUCUGCUGAAGUUAGAACUGUAAUAUUUAGUUAUAAUUUUAGCUCCUAAAAAUCAGACAAGAAUCUGCUUAAUGGGCUGUUUGUUCAAGAACUUUGGGAUAAUAUAAGGUAAAUCCUAAAGGAUCUUACUAUUUAUAUUAAAAAAUCCUUAAAAAUUAAAUUAGAAUUUUGAAAUUUAGUGGUGAUGUUGAUGCAGUUGUCCCCUUAACAGGAACAAUGUUUUGGAUUGAUAAAUUGUAGAAAGAAUUAUGUAUUAUAUUAUUAUAAUUUGAAGAUUUGGCUACUUUGAAACCUUGGAGACCAUGGUUUGUUCCUGCAAAGAGAGAAGUUGAUCCAGACUAAAAUGCAGGUUAUGUUAUGGAUUUGGAUGGACUCACAUUAUUGACAAUUAGAAAUGCUGGACAUAUGGUACCAUUGGACAAAAGAGAGGAAUCAGAAAUCUUUAUGUAGAAGUUUAUAAAAGGUGAAUUCUUCCCUUGAGUUU
Molecule: messenger RNA, 1527 nt
Organism: Paramecium pentaurelia
Lineage: Eukaryota; Ciliophora; Oligohymenophorea; Peniculida; Parameciidae
Source: the annotation of a GenBank genome assembly